AUGAGCGACCUCGUCCAACACGGCUCGCCCGGGCCUGCCACCGCCACCCAGCGCCAGCACGACUCGCCCACCUCGCGCUUCGGCAUCCCCGACCUGCCUUGGCCGACGUCGAGGACCGCUCGAGCCUCGCUCUUCGACCCCGCCCUCGACUCGCCCUCGCCUCCCUCGCACGCCCACCCGAGCCCGGCCACGACGACCUCGCCGAGCGACAAGACGAGCUCCAGCAGCCGCACGAGCCCGGCGACGAGCUUCAACUGGACGAGCGGCGACGGCGAGCAGGACGUCAAGCGCGAGGACCAGGUCGGCGCGGUCGAGGUGGGCACGGGCAAGGACAAGGCGCACUGGUUCGGCCUCUCGGUUCAAGGCCUGUCGGCCAGCGCCGUCCCGACUCGGUCCUUCUCGGACGACUACUUCUCGUCGUCGCACAAGCUCGGCCCCGACAUCCGCGUCGACAUCGGUCUCGGCAUUCAGGCCGACCAGGGCGGCAUGCACACGAUCGAGGACGACCUCGCGACGAGAACGGCGCACCUCGACCUGCGCAAGACCCGCAGCGCCUCGCCGCUCGAGGCUCGCCGCGACUCGUUCACCUUCUUCCCUUCGCCCUCGCUCCUCGGUGGCUCGCCUUCGCCCCGCAAGAUCCACUCGUUCGCCUCGUCGGCCGCGCUUCGCUCGCCGCAGCGCCCGGCCUUUCGCCGCGAGAUGACGGCGCCCGUCGUCCGCCUCGAGUCGCAGGUCGCCGAGCGCUCGACGGCGCCGACUACGUGGCUCAACGGGCGCCGCGAGCUGUGGAGCUCGACGACGGUGCCGUCGACGCCUGGUCCGCACGAGUCGCCGCCGCUCGUCCCCGUUCCGGCUCUCCACAACCUGCCGCCUCGUCCGGGCCCGCACACGCCGCACGCCCCGCCCAUCUUCGACCUCGACAAGCACCUGUUCGGCACGCCGACGAGACCGGUGCCGCUCGCCCCGCCGUCGCACCGUCGCGCGCCGCCCAUCCCCCUUCCUCCGCUCCCGCCGCUCGCACCCCUCCCGACGCCAGCUCUCGCCCCGGCCAAGUCGCUCGACAGCGCGCACGUUCGCGCGCACACGAUGUAUCCGCUCUCGCCCGCCGACACGGAGCGCGUCGCGCAGCUGCAUGGCGGGCGCGUCCCCUCGCUGCAGCAACUCGCGCCGCCGCAGCACGAGGCGACAGCGACGGCGCCGGUCGUCAACACGGGCAACGUCGGGCCGAUGGUCGUCCAGGUCGGCGACUGGAGGUGCGGGGUCUGCGCGUUCAUCAACUGGCGCCGUCGCAAGAUCUGUGUCAAGUGCUUCCCUCACGCCAACGACCUCGGCGACAUCCUCACGAUCAAGUCGCAGCAAGCCGCCAGCCUCGCACGUGGAUCGUCGAGCCCGGUCGCCCUCGCUACCUCGAGCCCGUCGGCGUCGGCGUCGGCGCCCAGGACCGGCCCGCCGUCGACCUCGCCCGGCAUCCCUCACGCCUACUUCGCGUCGGCGCCUCCCUGCUCGAACCUGCCCGUUACGAGGUCGCCUCCUCACGUUAGUCACGACGCGCAUGUCCACGUCGGCGGCUCGUCGCCGUUCGCGGGCCCGCACGCCCUGUCGAGGCCGGCCCUCGUCCCGGUCCAGCCCGCCCAGUCGCGACCGCCCACGCGCCCGCCGCUCGUCCCGACGCGCAGCUACCCGAGCGCCUUCCCCGACGACAGCAAGUGGACGACGUCGGCCCCUCUGUGCGAGUUUUGCCCGCGCUCGACGGCGCCGCCGCCACCGCCACCGUCGCACGUGUCCCCUCCCUCCUCGACCGUGCCCGCCGCCCUGUCGCCGCUCCCGCACAGCAUCUGGGCGCCGCCGCCUGCGUCCAAGGCCAUCCUGUCGGCGCCGUCGUCGGCGAGCGCGAGCGACCUCGCGGCGCGGCAGGCGGCGACCGAGCGGGUCCGCGCCAUCGUGCAGGCGCGCGCAGCGAGCGCCGCCGGGCGGCGCUGA
Molecule: messenger RNA, 1980 nt
Organism: Rhodotorula graminis WP1
Lineage: Eukaryota; Fungi; Basidiomycota; Microbotryomycetes; Sporidiobolales; Sporidiobolaceae
Exons: 4
Coding region: 1-1980 (659 amino acids)
Source: RefSeq, a predicted model, not a curated record